AUGGAGUUGCCAUCAAUGAACGUUCCGUUCUCUAGAUAUUGUUGGGUGACUUUAACAAUUCAAGAUCACCUUCCCAUAGAUUCCUUUCGGUCACUCAAUCUUUCCAUAACCAACGACAACUACAGCGGCGGUGACUUGAAAGCUUACCCGGCGGAUUUUAAUGGAAUCCUUGCCGGUAAUUGGUUUACUUUUAGCCCGGUGACUUACAGUAUGAAACUACAGUAUAAUUACACGAAUGGAGCUGAAGAAGCCACUCGAGUCAGAGUGUACUGUAAAAGUCCUCUUCCAUAUUGGCUUCCAUACUGUGGCUAA
This is a messenger RNA of Caenorhabditis elegans, 312 nucleotides long. RefSeq names its product DUF7154 domain-containing protein (gene F38A1.13). Lineage: Eukaryota; Metazoa; Nematoda; Chromadorea; Rhabditida; Rhabditidae. The transcript has 4 exons. Bases 1 to 312 code for a protein of 103 amino acids. The record is from RefSeq and is marked reviewed.